Messenger RNA from Habropoda laboriosa, 989 nucleotides. Its product is annotated as TWiK family of potassium channels protein 9-like. The record is from RefSeq and is a predicted model, not a curated record. Gene Ontology annotation, molecular function: potassium ion leak channel activity. The annotation marks the transcript as partial. Gene Ontology annotation, cellular component: membrane. NCBI's taxonomy places the organism in Eukaryota, Metazoa, Arthropoda, Insecta, Hymenoptera, Apidae. Gene Ontology annotation, biological process: stabilization of membrane potential; potassium ion transmembrane transport. The transcript is spliced from 4 exons.
GUUGUGGCAGUAUAACGCCAAAAUCUACAUGGGGCAAAAUCGCGACUACUGGUUACGCCAGUCUCGGUAUCCCUUUGUUCCUGGUUUACUUGUCGAAUGCUGGAGGCCUUUUAUCCAGGUGCGCCAGAGGUGUUUUCACGCGUGCUCUUUGUUGCUGCCUUUGUUCAAAUUGUGGCUAUUGUUGCUACGAUGAAAGACGAAUGGAGGAGAAAGAAAGACGAAUGAGGAAAAAAAGGCAGCAGGAGGAACUGGCGCAGCAGCAGCAGCAAUUGCAGUUACAGGAGCCCUUUUACGUUCGCGCGAAUGCGUCGACGUUUACGAGCACAGUGGAAAUUAAGGCUAGCCCGAAGGACGAAGUGUCGAGUCUUGGCUCCGGUGACAGACCCAAUGUUACUAUACUCGCACCAAUCAGCAUUUGUCUAGGUACAAUGCUGUGUUAUAUUGUGGCAGGUGCUUUUACUCUGCACAAGUUAGACGGCUGGUCCUUUGGGGAUGCGAGCUACUUCUGCUUCAUGAGCCUGUGCACGAUCGGGUUCGGCGAAAUGGUUCCCGGUUCCUACCCCCCGCAAAGCCUUUAUGAGUCGAGGAACAUAACCAUUUGGUUCUGCUCCUUCUACAUAAUAUCCGGUAUGGGGCUCACGGCAAUGUGCUUCAACAUUCUCCAUGACGAGUUCGUCCAUAGACUUAGUCAUCGUCCGGAAAAGUCAGAGCCAGUGAAAAGCAGCCCGAGCGUGGACGAACUGUCGACUGAUCCUUUUGCAUUGACCUCAAAUGGCACCGACGAGAACGAUAUAUGUGGAACAGAACCGCCGACCAGCAUGUUCGCCCAUGAGAACGAAAUCAAUAUACUAAAGGACUCUUUCAAUCAGGUAGACGUCACUCGAGACUGCAAACCGAUCUUGAAACUCGAGGAACACGUACCACCGAUUCCUGGUGUCUAUAUGUUGCCGAAAGUCGAGGAGGAAACUGAAGAAAACACUGAAAUGUAA